AUGAAUGACACUCUAUGUGGACAAUUUGAUUUUGUGAGGAAAUAUUUCCCCGAUAAUUCAAGCGAUAUUGCAACACUCGAUUUUGAUGAUAAUUCGGAUUUGAUGAAAUACUGCACUAAUAAAGAUUCAGGAGUAAAUAAAUGCGAUACUGAUCUCGAUAAAAUUACGGCUGGAUUUUUAUGGUUACUUGCACAAUAUUAUUCUAUGUCCAAAGAUAGAACUUAUAGUGAAAAUAAUACUAAUCCAUUUUUUCUAUAUAUGAUUUCAUGGUUUAGUUACAAAAUAAAGCAAAAAUCAAAUCACGAAAACACCCCACUAUACGAUUAUUAUAAUAAAAAUGUAAAAAAUAAUAAUAAAUAUAGUAGUUUUACAAACCCUGCCUAUACAAUUACAGAUAUUGAGGAUGUCUUAGAUAAAAAAAGUGAAUUUUUGAAUAUUAAUAUUGAAGAUCUGUCUAAUUUUUAUGAUGCAUUCAAAUUAUUAUGUAAUAUACAUAGUAAUAUUGCACAGAAUAAAACAGACGUCCUACUGCCAAAUAGUGCUACUAAUUUUGUUAAAAAAUAUGCAGAAUUAACCAAUAAAUAUAAUAUUAAAAAUACCGCAUGUAGUAAAAUAUUAUCUGCUUUAUCAACUGAUUAUAAUAAUUUAAAAAAUAAUUGUAAUAGCAAAGGUGUUCGUUGUAAAGAUUUUCCAUCCAUUCCAGAAACACCCGAAAGCAUUUCUGCACUAUUAUCUGGAGAUACAUCAAGUUCGUCGAUAGGAAAGAGAUUAUUUACAGUUUUAUCGAUAUUUGGUGCAAUAGCAUUUUUUUUAGGGAUUUCUUAUAAGUAUUCGUUAUUUGGAUUUCGGAAACGAUUUAAAAAACAACAUAUAAGAGAAAAAAUAAAAAAUAUAAAGAAGAAAAUGAAUCGUUAA
Messenger RNA from Plasmodium yoelii, 915 nucleotides. RefSeq names its product PIR protein. The coding region runs from base 1 to 915 and encodes 304 amino acids. The record is from RefSeq and is a predicted model, not a curated record. NCBI's taxonomy places the organism in Eukaryota, Apicomplexa, Aconoidasida, Haemosporida, Plasmodiidae. The transcript has 3 exons.